Messenger RNA from Formica exsecta, 10876 nucleotides. RefSeq lists its product as uncharacterized. NCBI's taxonomy places the organism in Eukaryota, Metazoa, Arthropoda, Insecta, Hymenoptera, Formicidae. Gene Ontology annotation, cellular component: plasma membrane. The transcript has 17 exons. The coding region runs from base 1099 to 4209 and encodes 1036 amino acids. The record is from RefSeq and is a predicted model, not a curated record. Gene Ontology annotation, molecular function: protein binding.
GUACCGCGACGUGGACGCGACCGUACCGCGCACUCCCCGGCCCUAACUCUAUCCUUAACUGGGUCAACCCCUCGUACGGGAUCCUCUGUGCAUUAGCCCCACGAGGGAGAGGAGACCUCGGCAGUAGCAGCGCGCCCGCGGCCAAAGAACACUGCCGUAGAGGUGUCCCCGUUUCUCCUCAUCUUUUUCGUUGUCCACGGAAAAGCGCGAAUCGCCUGAUUCAAUCGCGUCGUAAAACUCCCACUUUGCUUUUAAGCAGAUAAUCGAAGGAGUGGGAGAGAGGAGGGGGUUGUAAUUUUUAACGAGAGAUACGUAAAAUUUUUGACGAUGGGAUUUAUCGAUGAUCCAUAAAUAGAUCUGCAGUGAAAGCAACUGUACGUCGUACGGAGGGAGGGCUAAGAGAUCGAAUGAGAGCGUGAGAGCGUGAUCGGAAUAAAACAGCAAGAGAGAACGUCGUCAGAAAGAAUUAAAGAGGUGCGUGGAUGUUGGCGCGUCUCGAGAGAGGGCGAUUCUCGAUAUCCCGUUAAUAGAUAGUGAAGGAUAAUGCACGGUGAUAAAGGAUAACUCGGUACGUCUUGGGAUAAUAUUUUUUGCGAAAGGUCUCUUCUCGAUUCUUGCGAGCAUCUCGCGACGCGAUAAAAUCGAUAAGGUACAUGGGAUAAUUGAGAGACUCUUAGAAGUUCCAGUGCGUUUUUUCCAUAUCCUUGGAAAUCGCAAGCGCGAGAGAAAGUUGUGAGAAUAUUAAGUUGGGGAACGGAUUCUGCGAAUCUUUCGAACAAUUUGACGUGCUCGCGUUGGUUUUGCGAAUUUCAGUGACAUGCUAUUCGAUAUUAGCAGCAUCGAUCGAAGUGCGAUAUCUCCGAAGAAUUCUAACGCGGAACAUCCUGGGUCAUCGAGAAUCAUCGAGGAAAGUGCCGAAAUAUGUUUGUGAAGCUCGUGGUUUGCGUCGUUCGCCUUUCUCCGCAUCUUUCAUGUUAAAAGUAAAAUUACGUGCAUCGGUAUCUCGAAAUCACCUCUUGGGCACGUGGACAGCGCAGUGCUUGUGUGAAAAAUAAAUUAUAAAAGGAGCAUCGACGAAAGGUGCAAUCAUCACUCGGCAUGAAGGACAUGCAUUGGCUCGUUUGCACCUGCAUCCUCACGGCGACCACGGUGUUUUCCUGCCGGCAGAGCGAGUUUCAGUGCGCCAACGGGCACUGCGUUGCCCUCAACAAAGUCUGCAACGUUGUCGACGACUGCGGGGAUGGAAGCGACGAGACGCGUCCGUGCUCGCCUUGCAAUAAAACAUAUUAUGGCGACGUGGGGAAGACGUAUGAUUUGGAACUGCAUCGACCGAAAGAAGAUAAGGUGCCUUACAUUUGCAAGCUCACCUUUAACGCGCCAGGUGACGAUUUUGGUGAUAUCGUGCAGCUGACCUUCGACAGUUUUACCUUAGGGAAAUUUGUGUCGUUCACUGCGGAGGGAUGUCCCGAUGGAUCCUUGCAGAUCUCAGAGGCACAGCGUCCCGACGUCGGUGGUCUUUGGUGCGGCACAUCCUGGGGACCCGCGAUCUAUUACAGCGAAACACCCAGUGUCUCGAUCAUCCUCAAGCUGCUCAGGCUCAGCAAAGAUCAGACGGGAUUCAACUUUGACUUUAGGAUGGCGUACAAAAUGAUCAGGAAGUCCGACGCGGUGGUGCGUUACGGAAAUCCCUUCGUCGGAAUAACGCAGGUCGCCGGGAUGCCGGCGUCGACCGAGCGCACGUCCGUCGAGUACGCGAACACGUCGAUGGCGAUGCCGGUGCAAAUGGUCGAGCAACACGUGCCACUACCUACGAAGCCGAGCUCCGAGCAGUUCUUAGGGGACCUAAUAUCCGGAACUUAUUGCUCCCGUAUAUUCACCGACUGCGACCGGAAGAAGUGCAGAUUGCAGUCGCCCAACUUUCCCGGUCUCUAUCCCCGCAAUCUCACCUGCUAUUACGCGGUGAGACAGCAUGAAGUGCCGGCGGGCAAACACGCUUUAAUACACGUAAAACAGCCCCGAGGUCAAUUGGUAGCUGUAAGGGCGCGACCAGCUACUCAGGCCGAGCCGCCGCCCCGGGAGCUACGUCUUUGGCAAGAUUGCGAUGUCGUUCAGGAUUAUGUAACAGUGUAUGACGGAUACACCACCAGGGAGCCUGUGAUCCUAAAAUUUUGCGGCGGCGGAGAACCAGUACCGGAGGCCAUCAGCAGCGGUCCGGAGAUCCUUGUGGAGUUUACUACCUCCCCUUAUGGCACCUUCUUACAUCCAACGCCGCCCCAUUCCCUACAUGGAUUUCAAUUAGAAGUGCAAGUCACGUUCGUGGACGCCGAAUCGCCCACCUACGCCAAGAGUAAACGUUGCGAGUUCUGGCUGAGGGGCACCGGCGGUGGCGUCCUGUCGUCGCCCCGUCAUUCACUGCCGAGAAACAGCACGUGCUUGUACCAUCUUCGUGGCGCUGGUCCCACCCCGCCGAGCCCGACACCCCCGCGUCCGUUGCCCAAAUUUCCGGAGCAGAGACCCGGUACCGUCUGGAGGAGACCGGCCCCGAGACCGCCGCAGCCGCAGUUUCGCGUCUGGUUAUCCAUCCUCAAGUUCCACGUGGGCACCAAUCCGUCCACCACGGACGAGGAUUGCUCCACGACGCUGAUGGUCUGGGACGGCGAGAUGAUGCCGCUAUCGGAGUGCAACGAUGUCGUCUGUGAAAAAGAACGUCAACGUUACGCCGAGAGAAUGGGCGACCCGAUUCAACCCGUUCUUGCGCGUCCCGCGAGUAAUACUACAUUGCUAGCGAGAUACUGCAAGGAUAAAGUACCGAAGACUUGCGAUCACGCUAUUUUGCAGAAUACCAGUCGUCCGUGCUCUUUGGGGGAAAGCUUCGUCUCCUCUGGCAGCAGUCUAACUAUCGAGAUGCGCAUGAUUGAGUCAACGGCACUUAAACCCGUCAACUUUCGCGCUCUGUACGAAUUUGUCGAUCUCCACCAGGAUGGCGAUCCAUACGGUAGCGGACCAUGUUCCCGCAUCUUUUAUAGUCGCAACCGAGACCAUUACCCGGAUCGUAAAUUCCGGGGACCGCGCGAUAUAUUUCUGUACGGUCGUGGAGGGUCGAAGAAUAUAAGCUGCGUGUACCGCUUCGAAGGAGAACACGACGAGACGGUGAAGCUGAGGUUCAACAAGCUCCUCAAUGGGAAUCGCACCUGUCGCAGCGUUAACAGCACCGAUUUCAAUAGGCUGCUCUGCGUCGGCUCCGAGAACUUUUCCGUUAAGGUGCUCGACUUACCUUGGCCAAACGCGCCGCCCAUUCAACGCGAUUGUCUUUGCUCGAAUCGAUCGCUACCUAUCAAUAUCAAAUCCACCUCAAACAUCGCCGAGGUGCAUUUCACCGUUCUAUCUAUGGACACUUUGGAUGAUUACAACGAUCUCUUCUUCGAAGGCGUCUGGGAGUUUGUCAAGACGGUGCAUGCAGAAUGCAUGCAGAAACGCAGAGUCAGGGGGCCGUCUGGUGAAAUUAAAUACACAUCACCAUCCGAGGAAAAUGAGAAAAAUUGCGAGAACCAGCCGUGGCUAAUCGAUCCCGGUCCGGGUCAAUAUUUAUACGUGAAAAUGCACGGCAUAAUUAUGUCGAACAACACGAAGUGCGCGACCAAGAAUCGCAUCGUCGUGCACACGGGCGGCGCGAUCCACGUGUCAGUUUGUCCAAAGCCACCUGCUGACUCGAGGCAUCACGUGGUGGAAAUUUUCAGCGACGGUUGGGCCGUCAGCAGUAACGCGAUGAUACUCGCACCGGGACAGGAUCCGAUCAGGACCAUCGCCGUGGAAUUUAUCGUGGAAGAGCCAGCUUCCUACACGAUCACGUGGCUCGAGCUCACCAGAAGACCGUCAGUGACGUCAACAGCGGGUCUGCAAAUGUCGCGGGAUUGCGAACAACGUUGUCCGGAACUGGACGCCUGCAUAAACGCCUCGCUUUGGUGCGACGGCGUGUCCCAUUGUCCCUCCGGUUACGACGAGGCCCUGACGCACUGCUCCGUACUGCUGCGGCUGCCACCUCUGCAGCUAGCCCUGGGUGCGCUCGUCAUCAUCACCGUUCUCGGUGUCGCUUGCUUCAUCAUCUGGCGGAUCUGUCGGCGGCGAGGCCGCCGUUCGAUAUCCCAGCACCGUUUGAAGAGCAUCUCGUCCGAGACGGCGAUAAUCGACGGCAAGGAAGUGAUAUGCUGACACAGCGACAGUUCUGUGCGUUACGUCGAGGUUGAUCGGGUUACUACCGUGUGACGAUCGCCGUCGUCCACGUCGUCGUCGAUCCGGAUUCCGACGGUCCUCCAUAGACCAGCGGCCAGACUCUGCUCGGUCCUACUCUCCUGAAGAAGACGAGCCAGCUGUCGUCGUCGUCGUCGCCGGCGGAGGAUCCGCGGAAUUGCCUCCGCGUAACGCGCAGAACUGUCGCGUGCAAGAGAUGCAGCACGUUAGAUGGAAGAAUCAGAGUUCGCACCUAUGAUCGCAAAACGCGUUCGAUGCUCGAUGUCUCGGGCGAGUGGGAGAGCGCCUUCUUUUUUUUUUUUUUUUUUUAUCGAACAAACGGAUUUCGUUCCCGAUCGGAUGUUCUAGUCGAGAGAGGUGGAUCUCGUUUUAGAUUCAAGAAACAAUGACAGCCGAGAGGAGCAGAGAGUUGAAAGAGUCGGAUGAUCUGAUUAAUAGGAAGUGUCAAGAAUUAUAGUAUAGAGCAGUGAUUGAAAUGUUCUUAGGAUUAUAAGUCCAAUGAUGUCUACAUCGGAACCAGGGGUGCGAAAGAAAACGUGUAACGGCGGAUUAAUCCAGCGUGUUUGUUGUAACUUUUCAUUGAUCAACGUUGCAGCAGCCGUCUGGCUCUAUUUAAUAAUUUCUAACAAUAUACUGCCAAUUCACAAUUUUCUCAUUUUAUAAGAGACUGAAUCAUUUUAUAUAUAUAUAUAACUUUUUAAAUAAAGAGAGAGAUUUAAAUAUAUCUGACAAACUACAUUUACCUGAUGGCCAAUUUUUGUAGUAAACGCGUAAAAUUUAGAUGCGCAUCGCAGCAAACGCGUUAUCAAGUUCUCGGCCGAAAGCUACAGCAGACAUCGAAACAAUCACUGCCGCGAUAGCCGGCAAAUUCCGGAAGUUGUCGAAUUUUGAUACCUUUUGUUACCUUCGCGCGUUCGACGCCUUAUUACUUUUCGAAGAACCGUUACACGUCCCAUCCACGCGAAAGUUUUCACAAUUACCUAUCAAACUGCCCAAAAGUCAUCCCGAAAUGAGGAUUAAAAAAAAAAAAGAGAGUGAACAGUAAGUCGCAGAAUUAAAGUGCGAAUUACUUCAACGAGGACAAUAAAUAAUAAAAUCCUAGUAGUAUGUCACUAUUACGGUAGAAUGGCUUAGUGACGAUCGAACGACGCUGCGCCUUGAUCAGAUGUUCGACGGUUAGCACAGCAGUAAGUAAAUAUAUAUAGUAAGUGAUUAUAUAUAUUUUGGCGGUGCGUAAUGCCCGAGAAUUAAUGCUAUAAUAAGUAAACGACGGGCUUAGUAGAUCGAUAAUGCGCUGUUAGCGGAUUAGCAAGUUAUUAUGGACCAGUUUCAUCAAUAUCAGUUGACCUUAACCGCACUUUAACGGUUUGAUUACCGCAAAGUUCAAUGUAGCAACGUAGUUAAAUUAAAACUGUAAUUAUAACAGACAUUAAUGAAACCGGUCUCUGCAUCAUUUUGUCUCAUUUUCUAAUAUUAACCGGCAAAAAACUGAUUUAAAGCCAUAUUUUAUCCAAUUAACAGAUAUACAAAAUAUAUAUAUUUGAUAUCACACACGCGAUAUCGAGCAUUAUUGUGUAAAAUAAUGUUCGAGAGAUCGUGGAGCGGAGCGAAUUUUCGUGGCUAUCGAUGACGAUUAAUUCACCAAGGCGCCACGUCGAUCCGAUUGACACAUCUUGAUUAAGAAACACCUCGUUCACAGAAAUCCGAGGCAUCGAGCGUCGCGCGCAACACGUGCUAGUACUAACUACGUUAGUUCUUCUUGGUAAUAGAAUAGACAAGUGAUUCUACACACAAAGCGGAGCGAGAGCCUUCUGUCUCGUCUCGUGCUCCUUUUUUCUUUUUAAACGCGCGUGACAUGACUCACACGAGAUUGUCUGUAAAAAAUAAUAGAUAAUUCGGAAAUGGUCGGACGCGCUCGCAAUGUCGCGCGCGUCAAGUCGUCGCAUCGUUAUCGUUACUAGAUAAAUUAAGACGUCGAUCGAAGAAGAUACUAGAUACUUAAUGCAACGUGACGUACCAUAUUGCGGCCGUGGUAACGCAAGAAACUUCGAAGUCUCGUUACCACCUAUCGUUUACUGCCAAAAGUAGUCGAUUACACGUCGCCGACAGCGAAUAAAAAAUUUCGAAUAGUUACACGCGUUCAUAGAGUUUUAUUACAAGCCGUUUCGUUGCGUCAAUUUAUCAUUUCGUGAGCGCGCGAUACGGUAAAAUAGCGAAGAUCUCCUUUACGUAUCAUGGCCGCAGACCUCUUUCGGACGUCUGCAUUGCGCUUAAGCCGCGCCUCGAUGUCAGCAAAUGCAAUUGCAAUCUGAGAUGUAAACAAUCGAGAUAAGAUUUGCGCGAUUAUAAGACGGAAAAUCUCACUGACUCGAUUGGCCGAGAAAUAUAGAUGAAUGGAAACGUAGUUGCACGAGGCGAGCUAAGCAUCGAGGUGUAGCCUCAGCGAGAAAAAAAUUCAGAUAGAGAUACUGACCAAGUUUAAAGCGAUAGCCGACUUUAGGCGACUUAAUUAUUCACUUUAGCGAUCUCGCUGCUGAAGGAGCGAAUAAUAUGUAGAUUAAUCAGUAGCCUGAAAUUAUGUGAUAAUAUAUAAUGCUGUUUUCCUCGGAGCUGUGCUCCGACAUUAUUGUUAAUGCCGGGCGAACGCGAGAACAUUCUCGCGGAUCAAUAUUCGAGAAGGGCCACAUUUCCUUCCUCUCGUUAUACUUUCAACGUAACAUGGCAACAUGUUAUGUUAAAAUUGAGAAUGAAGGAAAGUUUAGCGAGACGGAAUGAAAUAGAGUGGCCGAAUGUGGCAGUUCAUCUUGAUUACGCAUACGAAAGCACACCGACGUCACCGUCGCGGCUUGUAUACCUUGUUCAUACUUGUACAUAAUCGAUUAUUUAUCUAUUUGUAUCGAAUAACGAUGUUGCAUGUACACUUCCGCUCGCAUGUUUCAAAACGGGCACAUAUUCUCAUUUCAAUUAUUUUAAAUUUGUGAAGAUUAAAUUUGCACGCACACACAAAUACACAUUUCCAAUUUUCCUUACUCAAUUUUAUGGCUACCGUUAUCAUCCGACCGUUCAAUUUUAAUCAGCAAUUCAGAGGCGACGUGAUGAACGAGCUUCACCCGUAUAUAUUUUCGCCUUCGCAUUAAUUAGUGAAGAUAAAAUUACAAAGUUUUCAAUAUACGAUUACGAGUGUUGCUAAGGAGAUCGUAAAUAUAGCAGUUAUAAGAAAAAGAGCAACCGUUUAAUGAUCCCAAAGUGCGAUCGAUAACGAGGUCGCAGUUUUAUCGAAUCCACCAUUUGUAUUUUAUAACUAGCUCGUUAUGUCACAAUGUCAAGCGAUAAAAUUUUGACAUUUAUAACUACAACUCGUAGGACUUUUAGUACAACGCGUGACCUGUAUUCUGUAUGUUACCUGUAGCCUGUCUCGAUAAAAAUUGCACAAGUGUCGCACAAACUCUGAAGAGAUCACUACUUCUUGCUAAUAUAUGAGACACAGUUGAUACGAAACUAGUCUCUUCUAAUUGACAAAAAUAAAUUCUCAAAAAGAAAAAAUUCUGGUCAACAAGAGAUCUUUAAAUAAUACAACAAUACAAGAAUUACAUAAAUAGCUUUUUUCGUACAAUGUAUGUAUAUCGAUUACUGCGAGCGGAAGUUCGCAUCUUGUCGUUUUACUACUCAAUAAGCGUAGACCUUCAGAAAAAUCACGAUAGAAUCGCGUAUAUUCUCUCGAAAAACAAGAUUCACUCAGAACGGAAUAAAAAAGACGACAGAAGCUUAAAAAAAAGUCAACGAAAGAAGAAAAGUAGUGUGCUGAUAUCGCACGCUGUCAGCUAACCGGAAAUACCGCCAAAUACUCUCUCGUUAUUUUCGUGCGUAUACGAAUAAUAAUUGACGCGUAUAUAACCGAAGAAUGCGAGAAAAAAAGAUUCUAGACGUGAUGUAUGAUAUUAUCAAGUUCUUUACAAAAAACAUUGAAUGGAAAAAAUUAUACUACAUUAUGAUUGAAUCUAUGAAACAAAUUUCAAUUUCAUUCUUAUUCUAUUAUCUUUGAAAACACGUAUGAUAUAUACGAGUUCCGUUUUGGUCGACAUUCUGCGGGAAGAUAAGAUUUACAGUGUUACGUUGUAAGUGAUAGCGUUACGGAUUAGUCAGACUAUGGGAAGCAACGCAUGCAACGUAUGUCACGCAAAUUGAUUUGAUUAAUUACGAUCUUGUGUUAAAUCAGAAAGAAGCAAUACAAGUUUUCUAUCGAAAAGGAGGUCACGAUUUUAUGAUUUUUUAUCUCUAUACCCGCAAAUUUUUUAUACCUUAAUCCUUUUUCUCCCUUUUGUGCAAUAUUAUGGAAUGACUCACAAAGUAACCAAAUACUCACAAAAUGCUAUUUAUUAAAACAUAAGAUGUCAUAUCGUUGCAAAAAAGGCCUUUUUUAAGUAAACAAAAAAAUGACAUAAAAUGCAACUGGAUUUAAGGAAAAAAUGAAUAUUUUCUAACGAUUGAAAAAGAUAUUUGCUCGUAUCACAAUGAAUAUCAGAAUAAAUUGUGCUAAUUAUGUUUAAAAGUUUUCGUUUUUAUCUGGGACCAAAUAUAUAGUUUCAUUUAAUACUCGGCCUGUCAAUAACGUAAUGGUUUUACAUAAUAUACAUCUUAAACAAGAAUAUCGAAAUUCUAAUUCACAUGACUGAUUUGUGAAGGAGAAUUAAAGACUGAUUAUUUACAACAUUUAUAUAUAGGUUGCUUUUAUUAAAACAAUUUGUACUGCCACGCAUAAAUUUUUUUUACGGGAGUCAAUAACUUUGUCACUCAAUUAUUUGUAACUGUUGAUGGAUUUAAAUAAAAUACAAAAUAAAAUGUUGUAUAUUCGUGAAAAAAAAAUCGUAAAAUAUACCAAGAUUGCAUAAUUUAAGUGACCACAAUCACUAGUGGACUGGAAGAAUAAAUUUUUCAAUCUAUUUUAUACACAAUUUCUGUAAUAAUAACUUCCAUAAUUUAAAGUUACAGUUUAAGCCGAACGCAACGAUAUCAGCUUUAAAGCCAUGACCCAGAUACGGAGCCAUCAUUCCCUGAUGUGUUUCAACGCCGGAGAGAAAUCUUUCUAAAAAUAAGUCAUUGAAGGUCUUCUUCUAAUUAUGUUAAUCGUUUCUAACACGAGCAAAUUAAUUCACGGAAUAGCACAUAAUUAAUUGCAACCUGAAUAAUUGCACGCACAAGCACAAUUAUAUCAUUUUCCAUUUACAACGGAAACAAUUUUAAUUCUCCGAAAGAGAUAUAAGUAAUGAAAAACUAAUUGUUCUACAAAACGCGAGUGGUGACCUCCUUUUAAAAUUGAUUGUUGUAUUUUAAACGACGGUAUAUAAAAAUGAAAAUUUAUUUUGACAAAAUUUACGUCGAUCGUGUCAUCCUUUCGACGCUAACAGAGGCGUUGCAUGAUAAUCUUAUCUCAUAAUCAUUUAUGCAUCACGAAGACAUGAAAUUUCCAUCACACCAAAUUAUCACAUGCGUAACCGCACACAUCCGGAGAGCUGCAAGAAACGAUUACGAGAAAUAUGUCAUCGCGUGUAUAGUACUGCCUUUGAAAGCCACCGUGUUCGCAUAUCCGACGACAGUAAAAGUUUACUGGCCAUGGGACGCAUCGCCUGAUAGUGCAUCGUAUUUCGCUGCUGUCGGGGGUGAAUCGCGACAUCGACGUCCGCCAUUGCCAUUUAUUACAGGGCAGAGCGAUAAAAUUUUAUUAUCGCAGUGUGCACGUAAUCGUGCUACUAUUCCCUCGCGUCUAUGAAUAUCUCGCAUUUGAGAAUUAAAGAGUGCACGAUUAACGUCACAAAAUCGGCGAACUAAGACGCCCCAAUCUCUCAUUGAAACAACGCUUUAUUCAUUGAUUUGUUGCACAAAUUUGACGAUAAAGCAAUGUCUCGUCGGAAAUUAUUAUAAUAUGCUGCCGAUAACUCGAUGUAAAAUCACAUGUGAAGCUGCUACUAAUUCUCGAGUAGAUAGCUUCAUAAUUUAUCUAUGCUAGACCUUAUUAACGGCGAAUAAAGACAGAUAAAAGUAUGUAUGUGUUUAAACAAUCGUUUAAAAUUUAAAAGCCGAUCGGAGGAUGCGUAAUUGCUUAUCGAAACGUUGCAGGAGAGAAUCGACAUUUAAUCUUCGCCAUCUAAGACAGGAUGAAACUUCGGUCUAAGUCUAAGGAUUAAAUAAAAUUUUAAUGUAGGACAAAGUUACGCUUCUCUUAUGAGAUGCGAAGUCUGAAGAACCUGACCUUUUACUCGCCACGCCAAAAUUAAGAAUAUUGCGAAACUUUGUAAUUGAUAUCGCUAUAAAAUAAAUUAAGUUCAUUUUAAAAACGAUAUAAGUUUAGUCUUGAAGUACUACAAUUUUCAACGUGAUGUAUAAAUUGCUACAAUAUCUCGAUCUAAUAUAUUUUAUAAACUAGACUUAUAUCGCUCACAAAAUAAACCAGUUAGCCACAUUAAAUUGUUGCGUAUGAAAAAUGUCAGAUUCCAAAAGUUUUAUAUCAGUUUUAUGGAAAGUUCUUAUAAAGUAUAAAUCUUUUGCUAAUCAAGUAUUAUCACGCGUAAAAUUUUACAAAAGUAUGUUUUAGUUUUUGCAAAAUAAAUAUUAAUAAAUGUAUAGAAAUAUA